AUUGGGGAAGAGAGAAAAAUUGUGAACCUUGUGCGAACUUAUUGAGGAAGGAAGGGAAGUGAUCUAGAAGUCUGUAGAUAACAAUUCACAGAUUUUGGUUGGAUGUUAGAUAUCAUUGCAUGAACCUCAAAGGAAAAGAGGUUACUAAUUGAUGAAGGCACCUGGGAAAACAGAAGUGGUGAUAGGGAGCAAACAAGGAGUAUUCUCAAUUCCCUUGCCUCAAUGCUAAGGAGAAUGAUUGAAAGUGUAAUCAAUGAUGGAAAGGGUGACCAGGGAGGCUGUAGUGUUGUAGGAAGCCAGGUUUCAAUAAGAGCUGAUAGAUGGAAGAAAUGGGAGAAAAGAUUUUAGAUGAAGGGAAGUUUGUUGCCUAUGGAACAGAAUUCCAGAGAGGAGAAUGGAAUGGGGUAGAUCAGACAAGAAAUGGCACAGAAGCAGAUGGAAGUUGAACCUGAACAGCAGGAAACAGGCAGCUUUGGCUGGAGGCACUACCAUGAUUAUUGAUUUCGCCAUACCUCAGAAAGGCUGCUCCCUCAUUGAGGCCUUUGACAAGUGGAGAAGCUGGGCAGAUCCCAAAGUCUGCUGUGACUAUGCACUUCAUGUUGCAGUUACAUGGUGGAGUGACCAGGUCAAAGAAGAAAUGAAAAUUCUAACACAAAAUAAAGGGAUUAACUCUUUUAAGAUGUUUAUGGCUUAUAAAGACCUGUACAUGGUUAGAGAUGAAGAGCUGUAUGCAGCUUUUUCUCAGUGCAAGGAAAUUGGAGCAAUUGCUCAAGUCCACGCUGAGAAUGGAGACUUGAUUGCUGAGGGGGCAAAGAAGAUGUUGGCUUUGGGAAUAACAGGUCCUGAGGGCCACGAGCUGUGCCGUCCAGAAGCUGUAGAGGCAGAAGCCACUCUGAGAGCCAUCACCAUAGCUAAUGCUGUAAACUGUCCACUCUAUGUUGUGCAUGUGAUGAGCAAGUCUUCAGCUAAGAUAAUAGCUGAUGCGAGGAGAGAAGGAAAGGUGGUCUUUGGGGAACCUAUAGCCGCUGGUCUUGGAACAGAUGGGACUCACUAUUGGAAUAAAGAAUGGCAUCAUGCUGCCCACCAUGUCAUGGGACCCCCGCUAAGACCAGAUCCUUCAACUCCUGAUUUCCUUAUGAAUCUACUGGCUAAUGAUGAUCUUACCACAACUGGGACAGACCACUGCACUUUCAACACCUGCCAGAAAGCACUUGGGAAGGAUGAUUUCACCAAGAUCCCUAAUGGGGUCAAUGGAGUUGAGGAUCGAAUGUCAAUCAUAUGGGAAAAGGGUGUGCAUAGUGGCAAAAUGGAUGAAAACCGAUUUGUUGCUGUUACCAGCUCUAAUGCUGCUAAAAUCUUUAAUCUCUACCCAAGGAAAGGAAUAAUUGCCAUAGGAUCUGAUGCUGACAUUGUUAUUUGGGACCCAAAAGCAACAAGGACUAUUUCUGCAAAAACUCAUCAUCAAGCUGUUAACUUCAAUAUAUUUGAGGGAAUGGUCUGUCAUGGGGUACCACUUGUGACUAUUUCAAGAGGCAAGGUGGUAUACGAAGCUGGAAAUUUUAAUGUCAGUGCAGGAGAUGGAAAAUAUAUUCAUCGGAAACCAUUUGCUGAAUAUGUUUACAAAAGAAUCAAACAGAGAGAUCAGACUUGCAUACCUGUCCCUGUGGAGCGACUCCCUUACAAAGAGGAAGUGAUUUUGUUAAAGGCCAGUGGAAAAAAAGAAGCUUCAGCACCUGUAACCAGGAAACAGGCCUAUCACUAAGGCUUUGUUUUAGCACUCUCAGGUUAAAAAAAAAGCCAGAGAAAAUGGACCCAGAAUACCAUACCUUCAGCUGAUAAGCCAUGGUCUUAUCUAGAAACAUACAGCUAAUAUCACCACCCAAGGAUUUUCUUGAAAGAAUAAUUGCAACGGAACUUUUGUUCUCUCAGAAGUAAAGAUUGCUAGAAUUUUAUGCAGAAUCAAAUUAUAGGCAUAAAUGAAGAUGAUGAUUUUGGAAAUUUCUGUAUCAAAGUUAGCCAGGAAUCAUUUGGAAUAGUGUUAUUACUUGUAUCAAACAUUUUAAUUUUAUGAAUAGAAGUUAUGUCAUAUUCAGGAUAUAUCUGCCAUUAAAGCUACUUUCAUUAUAAGUAAUAAAAAUUUUUAGAUCCUCAUUAGCUCUUUAAAGCAUCCUUUCCCUGUAACAAAUUACAUUUUUCCCCCUUGAUCCUAGAGGAGCUAGAAUUCAGCAGAAUGAUAUCUCAAAUGUAAACUACCUUCUCCACAAUUAUUAAAUAUAUUCUGCUAUAUUUUCCCAUGAAAUUAGAAAAUUCUUAAUCUUGGGAUGACUUGAGAACUAUGUAAAGGAAUGAGAGAUAGAAUAGCCUCAUUGCCAUAAACAUAGCUCACCCUGGAGAUUGGUAAGCCUGAAUUCAGGUCCUGUUUAUUAUAAAUGAAAGCUUUGUAAUCAUAGAGCAAGUUAUUUAACUCCUUAGUGUCAGGCAAUAAUCUAAACUAUAAUUUAACAGAGUACUUGCCUAUCGAUUUCAGUUGACUUUCCAUUCUCUAAAUUCCCUGAUUUGAUGAAAUUGCACAUCAAAGAGCAGAAAAAAAAUCAGGAAAAUUAGGAAAAAACAGCAUUUGAAAAAAUUAAAUUCAAUUUGCACUG
This is a messenger RNA of Sarcophilus harrisii (Tasmanian devil), 2645 nucleotides long. RefSeq names its product dihydropyrimidinase (gene DPYS). The record is from RefSeq and is a predicted model, not a curated record. Gene Ontology annotation, molecular function: dihydropyrimidinase activity. Lineage: Eukaryota; Metazoa; Chordata; Mammalia; Dasyuromorphia; Dasyuridae. Gene Ontology annotation, biological process: pyrimidine nucleobase catabolic process. The transcript is spliced from 11 exons. Gene Ontology annotation, cellular component: cytosol; cytoplasm. Bases 395 to 1762 code for a protein of 455 amino acids.